This is a messenger RNA of Acanthamoeba castellanii str. Neff, 1749 nucleotides long. RefSeq lists its product as uncharacterized. The record is from RefSeq and is a predicted model, not a curated record. The coding region runs from base 1 to 1749 and encodes 582 amino acids. NCBI's taxonomy places the organism in Eukaryota, Discosea, Longamoebia, Acanthamoebidae. The transcript has a single exon.
AUGAGGGUGCCCCGAGUGUGUUGGCUCCUCCUGCAGGGUGGCAUUGCCCUCUGGCUCCUCCUCAAUUUCUUUACCAUCUCCUCCCCACAUUUCGCAUCUCUCUCGCCCUCCUCUUCUCUCUUUUCUUCAUCUCCAUCUCCAUCUUCAUCUUCAUCACCAAUUCCUCCACCAUCUUCAUCUCCUCGUCCGUCCCGCUCUCCAUCUCCAUCUCCCUCCACAACCCCUUUUCCUCCGGUGCCCGGUUCGCCUUUCCGGGUGGUGUGGCACCACGAGGCGCCGUCCGGCUCGGCCCACGUCGUGGCCGUGGCCCAAGACCACCGCGUCUUCCCCUCCAACCUGCCCAAGGCCCUGCGCCACGCCAUGACCUUCACCGCCGCCCGGCUGGCCGCCGACCCGCGCCUGCGCGUCUUCCAGUUCGUCCUGGGCGUCGCCCGAGAACUCGUCGAUCUGCCCACGCCCAGCAACCGCACCUUUGACACCGUCGAGCUGCGCUGGCGUGGCGACAUCGGCGGCGGCGAGCAGCGCUUGAAGGCCGAGGCAUGCGUGGUAGACCUGCCGGUCAACACCGGGUACCGAAAGGCCAUGUGGCCGCGCUAUCUCGACGUCGUGGCCCGGUGCGCGUUCCUCAUCGACGACGCGCUCGUGCCCGUGCUGCUCGAUGCCGCCAGCCAUCAGCACCGGAAGGAGGAGAGCAAGGCCUGGUUCGCGGUGUUCGCCGGCGGCGACGUGACCCGAUUCCCGCUGGCUGAGGCGCUCCACUUCCCCGCGCCGGAGCGCCUGAUCAACAUUCGCCCGCGGCCGCCGCACGGCUUCCCCUCGGCGCCCUGGUACCAACGCACAGACCACGACCACCAGCAGCAGCGGCCCGACACGGUGGCGGUGGUGCGGGCCGAGGGCGACGAGGCCAAGCCGCGCGUGGCGGCGGUGACCAAGCGCUACUCGUGGACCACCGACGACGAGCUGUGGCUCCUGUGGAUGCUCGACAUCGUGGGCGUCGACCACGUCAUCCUCGAGGUGUGCACGCGCGACGUCGACAUGUCGACAGUGGUGGCGGGCCUGGCGCGGCACGAGGGCCUGGCCGAGCGGGUGAGCCUGGUCGAGAGCCAGGUCCCGAUGCAGGGCAAAGAGACCUGGGAGCACCUCUUCAUCGGGCGGGUCUACGACCACUUCGUGCGGUGGCAGGCCGACUUUGACUACGUGCUGCUCGCCGACACUGACGAGUUCCUCCAGCUGUUCGACACCACGCGACCGGCCGAGGGCAUGCCGCGCAUGGACGUCAAGCGCCUGAUCGCGCUCAAUCCGGCCCACCUGGCCAACCAGUCGCAGAUUCACUUCAUGCGACCGCAGGUGCUGCGCUCGGUGCCCAACCACAUGGCCGACCCGCUGCUGGCGCCCUUUCUGACCCGGCUGGCCGCGACUGACGGCCACACCACCCGCGCGGCGAUGAACGCGACGGCCAACGUCAACGGUACCACGGAGCCGUUCGACCAGGGCAAGGCCCUGUUCGCGCUGAAAGGGACCCUGCGGCCCUAUCUGCACUACAACGCCGGCUGGGGCAAACUGCGGCGCCAGGACCAGAGCCAGUGCUUCAUCCUGCACAUCCGUCAGCCGUUCAAGGAGAAGAAUAAGAAGGAGGGUGAGACGGGCAGGUGGGCCCUGGACCGAUUCUUCCCACCGGCCAGUGGAGCCAGCCUCCUCACGCCCCAAUCCCAGCCGGCCACAACUCGAUCAACAAAUACAACUCUUUGA